AUGACCGUUGAGCUCUAUCGGACAGCAGACAACUCAAGCCAGUUCUACGAAUGCGCUCCAUUGGCUAAGGAAGAGGUUGUAGAAUACAACCUCACAGACAAGUAUCUCGGUGUUUGGAACCUUCGAGACUGUCCGGAGAAUUUUGAUUUCGACGUUGCACGGCAGAAAUGUCUCGAACGAAAGACAAUGCGACGUCAACAGGCAGCAUGCGCAAAGAAUCCAACAAGUACUGGAUGCCAGACACCCUGCGAAGAAGCAGUUCUCCACCCAGAUCCAAAAAGUAAUGCCUACUUCAUUCAGUGCAGCCCUCAAACAUCAGGGGCUUCGUGUGGCGAAUGGACUCGCAUGGAGUGUGCACCCAACACUAUCUUCUCCAAAUCUUCCGCAAUAUGCGUGUCUAUGACAGUUCAAACAUCUACCUGUGAAGCGCUGCAGGAACCAGUUUGUAACUGUGCACGAACAGCUGGGGCCACUCAAUGUCCUGGAAUAAGUACAUGUCACAAAAAUAUCUGCUGCCAAGAGAAAGAUGUCCUUGACAAUUUCAUCCAGCAUCAAGCUCCAUUAUGUCCCGGAUCACUCGUCCCUCCACUGGCGUCCUGCAACGAGCCUUGUCCUCAGUACUCUGCCUGCAUCCCUGGACUUGGAUGUUGCCCAGUGCCAGUGAUUCAAGAGAAACAAGCUAUACAAAUAAGUGAAGUUUCCGGUCCUGCUAUCGUUCAAUAUCCUUAA
Molecule: messenger RNA, 729 nt
Organism: Strongylus vulgaris
Lineage: Eukaryota; Metazoa; Nematoda; Chromadorea; Rhabditida; Strongylidae
Source: the annotation of a GenBank genome assembly